CAACAGGGCAGAACAGCUACCGUGAAUCUCUAUAGGACCCAACUGCAUUGUAAAUCCGGGGAUUAAACGCGCAAAUACACACGUCUAUCUGUGGUGAUAAAUCAAGCGAAAUAAUCAGUCACAAUGUGUAAUAAAAUGUAGUAAAGGCGCCAUUGAUAUAAAUAUGUGAUUUCUACUCAGUGUAAAUUCUAGAACAUUGGGGUAUACUUAUUGCAACAGAAACUGCUACCAAUAUGAAGACAGGCCGGGCAAUAAUUCAACAGUCUGAACAAAUGACUGAACGGGUGUGUGAACCAAACACUCCAGCCCACUAGAUGGCGCUGUGAUUGUAACGUUUGGAUUUAAACUAACAUCUUUUCUCCAGACUUUAUAUAUAUCUAUGGUCUAAGAGUUUGAGUUUCACUUAAAUUAAGCGGGCCAUGCCGGUGGAUAAUAAGCGAGUUUGUGGACCAGAGGAAUCCCAAUCGCCCUGGCUGUUCUUGCAGCAGACCCGGGGGCAACCGACCUGGGUCCCCCAGACAAGAGAGUCGGAAAGACGGGCGGACAGCAGGCGGCGGCGGGGCCAGGUGGAUGCGAGGCCGAUGUUUGCUCGCUGCGGACUGGUGAGCCAGGCCAAGGGCUCUGCUUAUAUCGAGGCUGGGAACACGAAGCUGAUCUGCUCGGUGUACGGACCGCGCGAGACGGAGAGGAAAGACGAGCUGGAUAUGAGGGCGGGCAGGCUGGUGUGCACUUUCCGACUCGCUCCCUUCUCUUGCGCGAAACGGUGCCCAUGGAUCCAGGGCAGCCAGGAGAAAGACCUAACCCUGAGCCUGCAAGAGAGCCUGCAGCCCGGGGUUUGCCUGCACAGGUACCCGCGGUCGCAGAUCGAGGUGAACGUGCUGGUUUUGGAGAAUGACGGCUCUGCUCUGGCACACGCAAUCACCUGCGCCUCCUUAGCUCUGGCUGAUGCCGGGAUCGAGAUGUACGACUUGGUCAUCGGAUGCUCGUUAAGACAAGACGGUGCUGCGUAUUUGCUCGACCCGACCUGCUGCGAGGAAACCGGGGACGAGUCGACUGAGAACCAAGGGAGCUUGACUGUGGCGCUGCUACCCGCUCUAAACCAGAUCUCAGGGCUGCUCUCCACCGGGGAGAUGAAGGAGGCGACCAUGGUGGGAGCCAUCAGAGUUUGUGUCGAGGGCUGCCAGCGACUGUACCCUGCAGCCCAGCAGUGCUUGCUGAAAUCGGUGCGGCGGAAGGUUCAUGCCCGCAGCACUGACGUGGACGUGGGGCGCUGAAAGGCACGACGAUGACUGAAAAAAUCCACAGCAGCAGUGAAUUAAUAUACUUUUGUUUUUGUCAUUGUCAAAAAAAUAAUCUUUGUGCAUUUGUUAUUAAAGGUAUAUUAAAGGUAA
Molecule: messenger RNA, 1391 nt
Organism: Polyodon spathula (Mississippi paddlefish)
Lineage: Eukaryota; Metazoa; Chordata; Actinopteri; Acipenseriformes; Polyodontidae
Product: exosome complex component MTR3-like
Exons: 1
Coding region: 420-1274 (284 amino acids)
Biological process (GO): nuclear mRNA surveillance; poly(A)-dependent snoRNA 3'-end processing; rRNA catabolic process
Cellular component (GO): cytoplasmic exosome (RNase complex); nucleolus; nuclear exosome (RNase complex)
Source: RefSeq, a predicted model, not a curated record